GGCACACAUUUUGUGUGUGUAAUUUUCUGUGUAAAUAAAAUUGAACUGAAUUGAGUAUGGCUUGGACGUGCGUUUACACUAUAUGUUCAAAACCAAAAUAUCGAACCGUAAUUUUUCACUGACAGAAAGCUGGAGUGAGAUGCGUUAUUAAAUGAGAUAAUCAGAAGCGGGGAAACACCCAGUGGGAAAUGAAUCAGAGGUCAUGUGACGAAUCAGAUCUGCAUAUUGUUGGCUGGCUGAGGAUCUUAGGAAACGGAGUAUUGUUAUUUGAUGCAGGUUGUGACGUGAUUUACAGUCCUGGGAAAUGAAGUUUGUGUUUAUUAAGUGAGGCUGGCAGUGACAUGACAGAUUUAGUUAUCCAGGGAACAAAAUCAGACAGAAAACAAAAACUAAUAUCCUUCAAGAUGCAUAAAAGGUUUGUUUAACUUUCUAUUCAUUCUCAAGUUGAGUUAUUGGUUUAAUUAUUGCUGAGUCAUGUUGCUGGAUAACGAAAGGAUUUUAAGCAGCUAUGUGUUUGAUCCUUUAGAGAAAUAUGACGUGAUAAAAGUUGAGAUAUUUGCUAAAUAAAUAGAAUUAAACCAAGUUUUAAGACAACUUCUUUGCUCGUAUUUGUAUUGUGUUUCUGUUUGAUUGCAUUUACAUGAACUCUAUUCUAAGGAAUUUUCAGCAUUUUAGUUACAAAUGUAUUUUGUUAAAGGUUGAAGUGGAUCCAGAGCCAAUCCCAAAAUGCUAGGCAUGGGACACAAAUACAGUCAGGAUAAGACACCAGUCCAUUGAACACAAUGCCCACACACAAUUACACCAGUCCAUGUACUGACAGUGGGAGGGAAUGAGACCCAGAGGAGGGACACAGGAACAUUUAAAAUCUUUUGUAAAAACUGUCAGUUUUUAGCUCUCUUAGUGAGUCCUCUGCUGUUAGGUUUAGGAAAUCUUAAUCUUAAUGAAUUAUAAUCAUGUCUGUCUUCUCAUCAUACUUUCUUUAUGUAUAUAGCUCAAUGGUCUGUAUACACUUUAUGUCAACCUGAGCUUGAGUUUAUUUCUUACUAAAUGUUAAAUGAUCAAAAUCACAAAAAACCUUAAAUCUUGGUGAAUAUUUUAAGAGUCAGAUCAGGUUGGCAAACAGGUUUCCUACUUUCAGUUUUAUACAUUUCAGCUCAUAAUACAAGUCAAUGAUAAAUGCAAAUUCGAUUACUUUAAUCUGACCUAAUCGUUUUUAUUUCCUUUAGUGGUUUCUAGUAGUUUAAGAUGAAAUAUUUAUGAAAACAUGAAAUAUUCCAUUAACCAAUCUCAAGUACUUUUGCUGCUAUUGGGAACUGACAUGAGAAUGUAAAGUAGUAGCAAAUGAUCUGUCACACAUGAAAAGGGUGCUUAGUGAAACUGACAGGAACGGAAGACAUGUUAUUAAUUUCUUGCACUGACCCUUGUCAUACCAUGUGCAUUGUAAGAGCAUUGAGUGAUGUGCCCAAAGUAUGCUCGGAUGUUUCACGCGACACUCAGGUAUUUAUUUAUUUUGAAGAUUAGAGUGCUGGAGGGCUGCCCAUAAGCUCUCCAUCUGUUCGCCAUUUGCUGCUUUUUACACACCCAAUAUUCACACAGAAGAAAGAGCUGGCCCCUUUCAAAAGACUUGGGUCUAUGUCUCUCUAUCAAUUCUUUUCUGUCCCUCUCUCUCUCUCUCUCUCUCUCUCUCUUUCUGGCAAACAUCUCCUCUGGUUUAUGUCCUCAGCUUGUGAGAUGUUUUACUUUGGAAUGGCUUCCAGAGGGAAUCAUUCUCCAAUGUGAUUGAAGACUUUCCUUAUUAGUCAACACAGCUGAAGGCCAUGCGUGCUGUGGUGCUCGUGCCUUGCGCAAUACAGGAGAAAUCUAUGAGAUGCAUCCAGAUUAAAGCACAAUGCCCUCGGCUUAUACGUGCUGGCAGGUCACAAUGCAACUUCCAUCACUGCCAUUAUGACAGGUUGAAAGUUGGCAACUAAACACCAACACCUGGCCUACUAUUGUAUUUGUGAGACGGAAACAUACAGUAGUAAUAAGGUCUAAGAAGCCUCUGGACAGCAUGCUCUGCUUGACCUGAGGGGGGAACGCCAGGGCAAUGCCGCAAGCGAUUAGUAAGACAACAGUAAUCUGAGCUAGUGUGUGAUCGCUGGUCUGUCUGAGGUGGAGCCUUGGACACAGGGAGGAGAGAAGGAGUGCUACCAGGAGGAGCACACAUAUUCACACAGUCUAAUCCUUACACUCCAAUACACUCAGAUAUUUACAGAGGCUUACAGCCUAUUCUGUGAAUGUAUCCAACACACCAAAGGAGAUGCAGUGAGGGUGUGCAAAGCUCUUCUUACUCACUGAGAUGACCGAUCUGCCUUUUUUGAUUGAUAUUCCUUUUUAAGUCCCAACCUGUAUAAGUGAGGACUCAUCAUUUACCUACCUAAGAAGUGCCCAGGACACCAGGAUUUAUACACACUCUAGUGCUUUAAAACAAACACAUGCUGAAUAAGAUUAGAAAACUGCACUCUGCUAGCCCUGGACAUGCCUAUGCUGAAGGAUGUGGAAGAUCCUAAAUUUCCUCCAGGGUAUCCUGACUCAUAUGAAUGAUGUAAGCACUCAAGAAAAGUCUGGAAACGGCGUUACCAUGACAAGGAAGCUUCAGUAGUAAACUGUGUCUACAUUUAUACUUCCAGACAACCCAACCCUUCCCAACCCAACCCAACCCAAACCAGCCCAGACGAGCCCAGCUUAGCCAGGGGGUUCCUUCCUUCCACAAUACAUGGAGGUAAAAGGCGCCGGGGGAGCAUGAUCUAUGGUCCCCAAUCCUGGCUUAAAGCACAAAAUGAGGGAUUUCCCCUCCCAACCUCUCUCCUGAGGUCAACACAACACAACGCCACCCUGAUAAGUCCGACUUAGCGGGGCACUCGAGUUUCAAUGCUCCACGCUGUUCUAAGAUGAAGUUAUGGAAAAAGGCCAUUUUUGCCUUUAUACUCCUUAGUGUUGCUCUCUCACUUCUGCUCAUCAUAACAAUGAUACCUGCUGGGUCCUGGGCCUCAGCCAUGUCUGUACAUCCUUCAACAAUAACACCAUCACCAACAUUAUUAUCUUCAUCUUCGCCCAAGUCGACCAGUCAUCAGAGGGUGGCCAGAGCAUCUGAGGACAUGGGUUCUCUCCUAUCUGAGUUUUCAUAUCUGCUUCAGAGCUUCACUGAGGGUGAGCUGCAGAGGGUGAUCAGGUCACUGGUGGACAGGAAAGUUGGGAGAAGGACCAAGCGUGCGAAAAGCAUAGAGACAUGCUCAUUGCACCAGGUGGUGCUAACAGUGAGCGAGCUGGGCCUGGGCUAUGAAAGUGACGAGACAGUGCGCUUCCGUUACUGCAGAGGGAAGUGCACCAGGCGCCUCGGCAACUAUGACAUGGUGCUGAAAAACGUCAUCCUGAGCAAAGCACCUGAGAAAGACGUAACCACUAAGGGGAACACUGCUAAGAAAGAGAGGCCACCCUACAGCCGCUGCUGCCGGCCCACCAAAUACGAGAACAUGUCGUUCUUUGACAAUAAGGCAAAAUUCUUCACAAUUCAGGACGUGUCAGCCAGAAAGUGCGGCUGUGUGUGAUGACACUGCACGGUUUGCUGAGAUGAUUGUAGCAAAUGAGUACACCACAGUGAUGGGAUUAUUUAAGCAAUUAAUAUAUGUAUAUGUAUGUAUGGCGGGGCUUCAGAAAGAGGCUGGAAUCAAUGAAGUGGAAGUGGAAGGUGAACCAAAUCUCACUUGGAGUGUCCAUGCUGGAUCUAUGCAUUUCAUAAUCCAAGCCACAGGCCUCUGGCAGUGCAGAAGGUAGGAAGUUUUGUCGAGUAUGCUUUUAAGGGAUUCUGCAGAGUCUAAACUUUGACUCGGAGUCAAAGCUUUUGACCUUAAGAGAAAAGCAUUUUCGGUGGCAUCAUUUGAUGGCAACUUUCAGUGCUACACAACACUGGCCUUUUACUGAAGACAUGAAAAACUGCAAUAGUGAAAAAUCCAGAAUACUUCUUUUUUUCCAUACGGACAGCAGGAUAAAAAAAAAAGUGUGUUUUUUUGUAACAAAUACUAUAUGUAUAUUCAAGUAUGAAGUUAUCCUCAGCUACCUCAUUUGUAUUUGGUUACAGAAAUAUGCAUCACACCAGUUCCCUUGUGGUCAACUAUUCAUUGACACAAAUACAGUCUUCUCAGGUCAUAUACUGUAAAUAUCAGCAUGCAUUGUUACUUGAAGUGAAAACCCAUCAACCGACGCCCUCAUUUCAUUUAAACUUCCCUGAGAUUCACAUAAUCCCCAAUCCAAAUACAGAAUUGGAUGUCUUUUCUUCUCAGACACGUCCGAUUUCCGUGUAGUAGGUCAUGAACACUGUGAUGUCUUAGACACCUCUAUUAAUGUUAUAAAAUUUACUUGUCUAUAUUAUCUGUCAUAUUGAUUCUGAAAUAUCCAACUAUCAAUCGAAUGUGCUGCUUUUUAUAGACUGUUGUUACCUGAAAGUGUGUAGUUCACUUAUACCUUAAAAGAUUAAUUCUGCUCAUGAUUCUUAAAGACUAUACCCUAUUACAUUCAAGGGGUUUAAGUGAGACUUGUGCCUGUUGGAUUGUCCCACAUUUUUAGACCGCAGCAUUAACAUCUAAUUCCCUUUAAGUCAGUGCGGCCGUAAAUAACCAAACGGAACAGUUAGGUAACCUCCACAUCUACUUUCAAAGUGAUUUUUUUUCUCCUACAGGUUGUUGGAAGGUUGGUUAAAUUAUAUACAGUGGGUAAUUAAGCACACAACCACAGACAGAUUGUGCCUGAAUUAUAUACAGAGCUCUAAACACAGCCUGCCAUAAAAAUCUAAUGGACUUACUGUAAACACGAGGCAAUAGCAGCUGAAGGAACAUGCAGCCUCGUAGUCGCACCACAGACGAGGGGAUUUACCUACAACACAGCAAAAAAAGGCCAAACUGAAAAAUGUCUGGAGGCUUCAAUUAAACGAAAAGAAUUGCAUUGUACCUUCCAAAAGUCAGAUCUUCAAUAGAGGCUUUUAUUAACCAGCUUUAUAAAUUUGCAAAUUGCGAGUAUUAUGAAUUCUCCCUCGUUAAACUUAACUAUAAUUCAGAGGCAUAAGAUGAACGUUCUUACGAUGAAAACUCCACUUCAUGGGAAAUGUGAUGCAAUACGAUUUCAAUACACAAUUUUUCAUCUUGCAACUCAUAAAUAAUACGUUAAUAUAUUCAUAUUUUGUAUUUCUUUCAAAUACUGUAUGUCUCUAAAAACAAUGGUUUUAAGUGCAUUUUUGGAGGGUGAUACUUUUUGUGUAAAUUCUGCCCAUUACUGUUAGAAUGGAUUGUUUCUUAGUAUAUAAAAUGUAGGACUGUAUUUUGUUUCCUAUCAAUCCGUGUACCUCUGUGUAAAGAUGAGCUGAAAGAGGCAGUACUAUGUGUGUACAGACAGCUUCUCUCCAUGUUGCCAAUGUACAGAUUGGCAGCGCUGGACCUUAUUCAUACCAACAGCAGAAAUGUUGAUGCAGUGCAUCUCUGAUGUGAAUACUCGAUAUUUAUUGGACAGUGGUGUGCAUAUUUAUUUAGAUACUUUACUCGAAAAGGAGAUAUUGACUUAUUUAUUUUAAGAAAGAAAAAAAAAAAAACCCAGCUUGUGCCAAAUGUAUUUUCUAACAAAUCCACUAUUCCUAAGUAACUGCUGAAUAAACAUAAUCAGCUUUACAGAAAAAAAACAAAAAAACAAUGCUUAUUUUUCUUUUCAUUGCAUCUCCACCCAAGGUUUUCCUUCUCUGUUCCCGAGGAUCGCAAAAUGAUGGCCGACUGCGUCAUCCCUAAUGAUAAAAUAAUAAACAUGGCUUAAAUAAUGUGCCAAGCCCAAAGAAACUGGUUAAAAGGAAGAGAACAGUUUCCAUGUAGCUCGAGUGAGAUUUUAUAAAGUAGCUCUUCUGAGGUGGUCUUUAGUGUCUGAGUGAAACCAGAUUAGUGAACACCUUCAUUAGUAUGGACAUUACAUCAGCUCAUAAAAUUCCACUUAGACAAUAUGUCUUUUUUUCCCCUAGAUCCUAACUUGAACAAAAGCAAUUGGGAAAAUGUUUGUACAACUACAAGUAGUUCAUCCAUCAGCCGUGAGUUCAUAGAAAAGUAAAACAAAACAAAAAAAAGUAUUACAACAUACUCGUUGUUGAAACAUGCCUGUAAAUCCAAGCAAGGCUUUCUGCAAUAAACAAUUACCAUAGUGAGAAAACUAUGUCUGCUCUGUUGUGUGCUUGCACUAUGCAAGCUAACACAUUUACUUAUCACCAGUAACUACAUGUAGGAGCUCCGGCUAGCAAAUGACAAAACAUGCAUUUGAAAUCCAUGGAAAAUGUGAGUGAAUAACAUCAAGACAAAACUAACUAUAAACAAUUUUGUAUAACAAAUUGCAGGGUGGAAUUUGCCCGAAAAUGGCCCCAACUGUUAAAAGUUUAGACGAAUUUAUCUUCUGUGUUCAUUCCCGCUCCACACAUGAAACCAAUUAUUAACACCUCAAACAGGUCCCCUGGGGUCAUGCCAUACACACACUCAUGAAACCAUUACAACAACUGAACCGCCUUAAAUUCCACAAGGCUCAGUCGCCCACCAUUUAAUCUUGUUUAAUGAGUUAACUACUGAGAAUGUCUUUCACCAUGUUAGAGACUCUUUACUGCACUGGGUGCAGAAAGACUGUAAAGAUAUAGUGGCUGGUGAUGACGAGCAGAUUCACGAGCUGGUUUAAUAGAGUGAUUAACCACAUACUCAAACUAUUUAGCUCGGCUGUAUGUUUAACACAUCAGGUUUACUGCAUAGAAGUAAUAUAAACCCAUUACACUGACCAUUUUCCCACCACACCUGAAGUUUAUUCAUGUCACUGAAUCUUCAUUUUUAGCGUCUUCGUACACGGCUGCAGUUAGCAAAGCUUACAGAGUGAAAGCCUGUAAUGAAAAGUCUAGUUCAGCCACAUCAUUUUGUUCCUGUUGGAAGAUGGAUGGUCAUUACAUAUUUCCUGAGCAUGAACAUAGACCGAUCAGGUAUAACAUUACGAGCAGUGACAGGUGAAGGGAAUAACACUGAUUAUCUCCUCACCUGUUAGUGGGUGGGAUAUAUUAGGGGGCAAGUGAACAUUUUGCCCUCAACAUUGAUGUAUUAGAAGCAGGAAAAAUGGACAAGCGUAAGGAUUUGAGCGAGUUUGACAAGGGCCAAAUUGUGAUGGCUAGACGACUGGAUCAGAGCAUCUCCAAAACUGCAGCUCUUGUGGGGUGUUCCCGGUCUGCAGUGGUCAGUAUCUAUCAAAAGUGGUCCAAGGAAGGAACAGUGAUGAACCGGCGACACGGUUAUGGGCGGCCAAGCCUCAAUGUCGAGCGAAGGCUGGCCCGUGUGAUCCGAUCCAACAGACGAGCUACUGUUGCUCAAACUGCUGAAGAAGUUAAUGCUGGUUCUGAUAGAAAGGUGUCAGAAUACACAGUGCAUGACGGGUCAGGGCUGUUUUGGCAGCAAUAUUAGGCAGGUGGUCAUAAUGUUUUGCCCGUUUGGUGUAUACAGGUGUGCCCAGUGUUCUCAGGAUUUCUUUUUUUUUCAUUUUACAAUAUUACUAAUAGGGAUAAAGAAAAACACUAAAGAUAGGGUGGGGGGAUGAUGGCAGGCACUGGCUUCAAAAACUUAUUCAGGUAUCUGGUUAUAAAGCUGUGCAGGUGCAUACAUACCUACAGGGGUCAAAUUACUGGUCAAACAACCAUACUUUAAUUCUUUUUGGAUGCCAGUAAUAGGAGAAAUACCGUUUUAAAGCUUGACUUGACUUAAUAAUAUAUCUUCAGUGUGGUUUAUCCUCCAUGACUAAGCUAGCAAGGUGGCUAAUAAUACAAACAGGUCAAGACACUCACCUUACCAAUGUACAAAAAAUACAGAUUUUGUGCGUAAGUAUGUGUCUAAGUUGUAGUAAUAAAUGUUAAUAUGUGUAUUUGAAACGUAGUCAUACACAUAAAGUGCGUUUUCUCAAACAAACAAACAAACACACAAACAAACAAAACCCAGAAAUUUCUCAACGGCAAGGUCUCGAGCGUUUCACUCGUGAUUGACGUACAACGCAGCCAAUAGAGUUCCGAGAAAAGAAUCGAGAGGCGGGAUUAAAGCCUAACAUAAUCACCUGGGAAGGCAGCGCGUGAUAGGGAGCCGCAGAGAGCUUCUCACUCAGGUUACAGUAAGAUCAGACAAGUGAGCUUGCUGCGAAUAACUAAACCACAAGAAAAAAAGUGUAGCUACUUUAGUCUACUGAGUGACACCCACUCUGGCAAGUGUCUGGCUCGGUUGGAUCAUUUGG
This is a messenger RNA of Hemibagrus wyckioides, 8304 nucleotides long. RefSeq names its product neurturin. The record is from RefSeq and is a predicted model, not a curated record. The coding region runs from base 2931 to 3587 and encodes 218 amino acids. Lineage: Eukaryota; Metazoa; Chordata; Actinopteri; Siluriformes; Bagridae. The transcript has 5 exons. Gene Ontology annotation, molecular function: glial cell-derived neurotrophic factor receptor binding; receptor tyrosine kinase binding; growth factor activity.